Messenger RNA from Telopea speciosissima, 2198 nucleotides. RefSeq names its product BUD13 homolog. Gene Ontology annotation, molecular function: RNA binding. Bases 56 to 1957 code for a protein of 633 amino acids. Gene Ontology annotation, cellular component: RES complex; U2-type spliceosomal complex. NCBI's taxonomy places the organism in Eukaryota, Viridiplantae, Streptophyta, Magnoliopsida, Proteales, Proteaceae. The transcript has 8 exons. Gene Ontology annotation, biological process: mRNA splicing, via spliceosome. The record is from RefSeq and is a predicted model, not a curated record.
UGAUUCUUCUUCUCUGUAAUUAUCAGAAACUCCGUAGGUUGUGAAGUACAUAAUAAUGGCAGCUUCUACUUCAGCUUCAACUUCUCUAAAAGAGUAUCUCAAGAAAUACCAAAGCAGUAAUGAAGAUGAGAAGAAAAAGAAGAAGAGGAAGAAGGAGAAGCCGAAAGCAGCUUCGAUGGGCGGCAUUCUUGUUGUGGAUGAAGACCCUGUGUGGCAAAAACCACUAAAACUUGAUGAAGAGGAAGACGAGGAUGAUUCCGCAGAUGAAGCGAAGCCCCAAGUUGAGGAAGACAUUGAGGUGAAGCGCAUGAAGAGACUGGAGCAAAUUCGAGCUCGGCGAUCCUACAAUGCAAUUUCCGAGGAUGGAAGUGGUUGGGUCUCGAUUUCUGAUGCCCCCAAACAAUCGAAUUUUGAUAAAGAAAAGGUUGAUAUCUCUCCACCUCGUCGACUAAGGGCUCGAUACGACACACCUUCACCAGAACCCAAUCAGAAACCUGCAGAUUCUGCCAAUGAAAGCCCUGAGUUGUCACGUCCAUGGCAACGGCAGCAGAGACAAUACGAUAUGCCAUCGCCAGAACCUGAACAGAAGCCUGCAGGUGGUGAUGAAGUUUCUGAUUUAUCAACACCAAGGCGGAAGUGGAGACGGUAUGACUCGUCAUCUCCAGAACCCAAACUGAAACCUGAAGUUUCUGGUCAAGAAGUUUCUGAUUUAUCACCGUCAAGGCGGCAGAGGCGGUGUUAUGACUCGCCAUCUCCAGAACCCAAACUGAAAUCUGACGGUUCUCGUCAAGAAGUUUCUGAUUUAUCACUGCCAUGGAGGCGGCAGAGACGCUAUGACACACCGUCAGUGGAAGCUGAACCCAAUCCAAUGAAGUCUGAAAAACCCCAUCGUGAUUUAUCCCCACCUCGUCGCUCCAGCUCUAGGACAUUCUCAGAAUAUGAAACAAAGAAUUCUGAGAGAUCUGACUUGCCUGACCCUUCUCCCCAAGGAAUUCCAAAUAAGAAUGCAGACCUUUCUCCACCAAGGAGAAGCAGGAAGGAUCCAGGGAAAUCAGAAUCAUCUGAUCUAUCUCCUCCUCGACGAAUGCAUCGUGGUUCACUAGAUAACAAAUCUUCCAGGGUUUCUCUAGAGAUGGGCCUUUCUCCCCCUAGGAAAAGAAGGAAGGAUUCUGAGAGAUCUGAAUCACCUGAUCUCUCUCCACCUCGACGGAUUCAUCGGCACAUACCAGAAGUUGAUGCAUCUCGUGCUUCAUUGGUGGCUGACCUUUCUCCUCCCAGGAAAAGCAGGAAGGAUUCAUCUUCCUUGAAAGAGAGGCCAAAGGCUGGUUUGGUCAGUCGCCAAGAUUUUAGAGAAGAAACUGCCAAAUUAAGGGAGGAUUCAGCAAGGUUUAAACAGAUGGAUCCUUCUUCAGGGGGCCCAGGUGCAGAACCAGUUUAUCGUGACAAACUGAAAGGCACUCGUAUAUCAAAGGAGGAAUUCCUGAAAGCCCAGAAAGGAGAGGAAAAGCCAAAGGAAAAGCAGCUGGAGUGGGGCAAAGGCUUGGCUCAAAAGCGGGAAGCUGAAGCAAGACAGCGUGAGUUAGAACUUGAAAAGGACAAACCGUUUGCAAGGACCAGGGAUGAUCCAGAAAUUGACAAGAUGCUGAAGGAGAGGGUAAGAUGGGGAGAUCCGAUGGCUCAUUUGGUGAAGCGUAAAUUGUCAGAGCCAGUUUUGGAAGACUUGGGUGAUGAGGAGAAGAUGAAAGAAUCGGGAUUUAUAAUUCCUCAGGACAUACCGAGUCACAGCUGGAUAAUAAGAAGAAUAGAUGCCCCACGGAACCGUUAUGAUAUAAGACCAGGUCGACAUUGGGAUGGUGUUGAUCGCAGUAAUGGAACUGAGAAGCAGUACUUCAAGAGGAUGAAUGAGAAGCAUGCUACAGAAAGAGAAGCAUAUCUGUGGUCAGUCUCUGACAUGUGACCAAGGCUUCACUAGGAACUGCCAAUUGCUUUCCAUUUUUUGUAGAAUGGCUGAAAGGGAUUUAUUAUGAAUGCCACACAAAUAUGGGCAGGACGGAGGUGGUAGGGAUUAGAGCUUUGUAUAUUAUAUAUAUUUUUUUCCAGACGUUAAUCUGAAAUUACAAGUUAAUGUUUGGGGGAAUUUUCCCAAAUUAGUAGUUAUAAAUUCUUUGAUAGUGAUUCAGAUGUAAGUUUUCUGUUAA